AUGACCAAUACAUGUACACGAACGUCUGAAGUUGAUAAGACAGUAAACGCCUUGCUGGAGGUAUUGGAGCGAGAAGAGGAUAUCCUGGAGACAGAAUGGAUACAGAGAGAAUCGUUACCACGACUGACUGACCUGACACAAUCAUUUGGACGACCGAUGGGAUCUCCACUCUCACCUCUUUUGGAAAAUAUGUACAUGGACAAGUUGGAAAGAGAAUUCGAGAAGUCACCACUGCAGCCAAGAAUGCUUAUGCAAUAUCUGGAUGACUACUUUGCACUUUUGUCACAUGCCAAAAAUUGCAUCAAGGUGCUAUUAAAGGAGAAGAAAACACUUUUCGCAAGUCUGCCGACGCAACACGAGAAGACUGACAAAAUGGACUGCUCUGGAGUUUAUCGCAUCAAAUGCGGCACUUGUGAGCAGAAGUAUAUCGGUCGAACAGGAAGAAAAACGGCCUACGAAUCAAGCAAAAUUCAAAACUCUCCUAAAAACAUGGAUACGGAAGAAACUGAAAUAGCGGAACAUAUUGCACGAACGGAGCAUGAAAUCGACUGUAAAUCGGCCGAAAGGCUGGCUGCAUAUGGUGAAAAUACGAGAAAGCGCAAGAUCCGAGAGGCCAUCGAAAUACUGACAGAGAGGAGUCUAUUGAAGAGGAGACUUGAAGAAGGCAGGAUCAGCGAAAACAUUGCAAAUUGCCUAAACAAACUCAGAGAAUACCAGACAACA
Protopolystoma xenopodis is the source of this 723-nucleotide messenger RNA. Lineage: Eukaryota; Metazoa; Platyhelminthes; Monogenea; Polystomatidea; Polystomatidae. The record is from the annotation of a GenBank genome assembly.